AUGUCGACCAAGACCAAAUUUUCCAAGGAAGAUGAGCUUCUCCUUCAGGUAGGUAUAGAAUGAUGUUAUGCAGCUGUUGGAUGACAAUCUUUAUUCAUGGUAUCUUUUUUUCAGGACUUCUCCUCCUCCAUUAGCACAAAGACGUCCGUUGUCUUCUACGUGAUUGCUUUCUUAGCUUCCUUGGCCCCACUUUACUUGUUCUAUGCUAUUCAUCAGAUGGAUGUUGCUGAUUCCUGGUUCAUCUGGGGUGCUGCUUCGGUUGGAGUGUCGUAUAUCCUAGCCCAAGCCUACAAGAACGUCAAACACGUUACCAAGCAUGAGUAAGUAUUACUGCUUGAGGUCUUUCUUCCAUUUUUAUUCCGAUUUCAAUCAUAUUACUUCAGUGUCGUCCGCAAACGUGGAGAAGCCAUCACCCGUGACGUCAACAAACAACUCGCUGAGGACAAGAACAUGUCCAAGAAGGAGAAGGACGAGAGAGCCUUGUGGAAGAAAAACGAAGUCGCUGACGCCGAAGCCAACCACUUUACUAUCUUCUUCAACAACGUCGUCUUCUACGCUUCCUUUAUUUUCCUCUCUUUCUUCUUACUUCAGAACGCUAAUCCCAUCUUCAACUGUUUGGGAUCAAUGUAUGGUGCCGCUGGUAUCGCUUAUCUGUUUUCUACUGCUAAGUAA
Molecule: messenger RNA, 672 nt
Organism: Bursaphelenchus xylophilus (pine wood nematode)
Lineage: Eukaryota; Metazoa; Nematoda; Chromadorea; Rhabditida; Aphelenchoididae
Source: the annotation of a GenBank genome assembly